Molecule: messenger RNA, 1824 nt
Organism: Syzygium oleosum
Lineage: Eukaryota; Viridiplantae; Streptophyta; Magnoliopsida; Myrtales; Myrtaceae
Product: (+)-alpha-terpineol synthase-like
Exons: 7
Coding region: 10-1818 (602 amino acids)
Biological process (GO): diterpenoid biosynthetic process
Molecular function (GO): magnesium ion binding; terpene synthase activity
Source: RefSeq, a predicted model, not a curated record
ACAAGAAGCAUGGCUAUUCAAUCUCCUACCACAAGCUACCUCCCUUCUUCUUCACUCCACCGCGGGCGACGACCCUCCGUCCUGCUCCUCAAACACCCUCGCCCCUCCUCCUCCUCCUCUUUUGUCGCGGUCGCAAUCACCACAGGGAUUCGGCGCGUUAGCAGCAUUAAUUCGAAUGCGAAUGAGCAGUCGCCAGUCACUAGGCGUUCGGCAAACUACACGCCGAGUAUCUGGGAUUAUGACAUUCUGAAGUCACUGAGUGCAGAUUAUGCGGAGGAGAGAUAUGUGGAGGGGAUCCAGAGGAUGAAGGAAGAGCUGAAGGACAGAUUGGAGAGGGAGACACAUUGGUUGGCGAAGCUUGAGCUCAUCGAUGCGAUUCAAAGGCUUGGGCUGCAAUACCAUUUCGAGAAUGACAUCAAAAGGGCAUUACAAGUCAUCCGUGACGAUUCGAAUGAUGCUUGUUUUUCAAGUGAUCUCCGCUCGACUGCGCUUGGAUUUAGACUUCUCAGACAGCAUGGCUACGAUAUAUCUCAAGAUGUGUUUCGAAGGUUUAUUAACAAGAUGGGUACCUUCAAGGAAUCACUCGAGAAGGAUGUGAAGGGGCUUCUUGGUCUUUAUGAAGCUUCUUUUCAUGGAUUGGAAGGUGAAAGCAUACUGGACGAAGCUCAGGAUUUCGCUUCUAAGCAUCUGAAGAAUCUGAACCUCGAUGAAAUUCCAACUUGUUUGGCGAGAAAAGUGCUUCAUGCAUUAGAUAUGCCAAUCCACUGGAGGCCAAACAGAUUGGAGGCUCGGUGGUUCAUGGAAAUGUACGAGAAGCAGCAAGACAUGAUCCCCUCUUUGCUACGAUUGGCUAAAAUAGACUUCAAUUUAGUGCAGUCAAUCCACAGGAAGGAAGUUAGCAAUCUGGCAAGGUGGUGGGUUGAACUGGGCGCGAACAAGAUGACAUUCUUUAGGGACAGGCUAGUGGAAAACUAUUUUUGGUGCUGUUUAAUGGUUUUUGAACCUCAAUAUACAGCUUUCAGAGAAAUGACAACAAAGAUCGGUUGUAUGGUGACACUCAUCGAUGAUGUUUAUGAUGUAUAUGGGACACUGGAAGAGCUUGAGCUCUUAACAGAUUUCAUUGUCAGAUGGGAUAUCACGGACGUCGAUAACCUUCCUCCAACAAUAAGGGAUAGUUACAUUGCCUUGUACAACACGACCAACGAAAUUGGGUAUUGGACAAUGAGAGAGCAAGGAAUCAACCCCAUUCCCUACAUGCGAAAAGUGUGGGCGGAUGAAUGUACGGCGUACAUAAAGGAGGUGCAUUGGUACAACAAGGGGGUUAAACCAACACUGAAGGAGUACAUGGGCAAUGCGGUGGAUUCAAUAGGCGGGCUGAUUUUGCUGUUGCACAGCUACUUCCUAACCACAGACGAAUUGACGCAAGAGGGACUUGAUUACGUGUCGAAAAUCCCGAGUCUCAUGCAUUCUUCCGCCAAGAUUCUUCGACUCAAUGAUGAUCUCAGCACAUCAUCGUAUGAAUUGGCACGAGGAGACAACUUCAAGGCGCUAGAAUGCUACAUGAAUGAAACUGGCGCUUUGGAAGAGGCCGCGCGGCAACACAUCAGGCAUCUAAUGCGCAAGACGUGGAAGAAGAUCAACGGAGAUGUGUUUGAGGACCACCCAUUUCCCGGGUUCAGGCCUUUUCUUGGGGCAUGUUUGAACUUGGCGCGAGCUUCUCAGUGCUUUUACCAGUAUGGAGAUGGACACGGCCUUCCUGAUCACGAGACCAAGGACCAUAUUGUGUCAACUUUAUUCGAACCUGUGCCCCUCGAUUAGGGAUGC